This is a messenger RNA of Glycine soja, 708 nucleotides long. Its product is annotated as sm-like protein LSM7. The record is from RefSeq and is a predicted model, not a curated record. Gene Ontology annotation, cellular component: U2-type prespliceosome; U6 snRNP; U12-type spliceosomal complex. The coding region runs from base 155 to 454 and encodes 99 amino acids. Gene Ontology annotation, biological process: mRNA splicing, via spliceosome; nuclear-transcribed mRNA catabolic process. Gene Ontology annotation, molecular function: RNA binding. The transcript is spliced from 5 exons. NCBI's taxonomy places the organism in Eukaryota, Viridiplantae, Streptophyta, Magnoliopsida, Fabales, Fabaceae.
CCCAUUAGCUCUUCUUCACUCCUCUCUUCUUCUAAGGUAUCUCUCUGUAUAUUCAAAUACACAGUAUACUAUCACAUUCGCUUCGGUACUUCUCUCUUCAUUGUCGCAGACACAAAGCAGCACUAAAGGAAGCCCUUCACUACGCCGAUUAAGCAUGUCAGGCAGAAAAGAAACGGUUUUGGACCUUGCAAAGUUUGUAGACAAAGGCGUUCAAGUUAAGCUUACUGGUGGAAGACAAGUGACAGGGACUCUGAAAGGGUAUGAUCAAUUGCUUAACCUUGUCCUAGAUGAAGCUGUAGAGUUUUUAAGAGAUCCUGAUGAUCCUCUCAAAACUACUGACCAGACCAGAAAUCUUGGCUUAAUUGUUUGUAGAGGAACUGCUGUGAUGCUUGUGUCCCCAACUGAUGGUACAGAUGAGAUCGCCAACCCCUUUAUGCAGCCAGAUGGGUCCUAAGUGUGAAGUAUUUGUAUCUUAAAGUCUGUAUGCUAGCUGAUCAAUACGUCAUCGCUUAGCUACUGAGACAUUAAUGCGGGGAUACUGAUUAACGUUUUGUCUAUUUUGUAGGCUUGGAUAUUUAUUAUAUGCUUUGGAUUAAUAGAAUAUCACCCAUUUUAUGUUAUUGUUCCGAUGAAGUUUAUUUCUCUGUGAUGUGUCGUCAGCUAAUUUGAGGACUUAAUAUUCAUCAUAAUGAAAGAAGCUAAUUCAUA